AUGAAUGUCAAUAAAGAUUUGAGUUACGCGUUUACUCUGAGCCGCCAAUGUUUGCGGCUAUUUGGCGCAUGGCCCGAUCCACAAGUCUCCUUGAAUAUUUCUCGGCCAAAUAUAAGAUUCAUCAUCAUUGCCUGCAUCCUGAUUCUCUACGUGAUCGUGCCGCAGUUGACAAAUAUGUUUCGUGCUUGGGGCAACGUGACUCGUGUGGUGGAGAAUCUAGCCUCCGCCAACUUUAGCUUACUGGCAUUAAGCAAAUUAAUCACUACUUGGUAUCAUGGUGAAACACUUCGCACAUUGAUGACAUCGGUGGUGACCGACUGGAGAACCUCGAAUUCUUGGGAACGAGAUACAAUGUUGAACAUUGCGAGACGCGGCAGAAGUUUAGCCUUUAAAUGUUACAUGGCUGUGACGGGUGCAAUAUCGCUUUAUUUAUGUUUCAAUCUAUUGAAGUUGUAUCGAAACCUACCCUUGCAGCAACGUAGUCUCAUCUAUCGUUAUUCAUAUCCAUACAACAGUCAGAAGAGUCCAAACUACGAAAUCACAUUUAUCAUUCAACUUUUCGGCGGCGUAUAUACGGGCAUCAUCAAUUGUACGGUGGACUGCUUUGUCUCGAUACUUUUGCUGCACAUGUGUGCACAGCUAAUAAAUCUACGAAUGACACUUAACAACCUUGUUGGCGAAUUAGCCAACAAAUCUAUUUCGUCUUCGAGAUUUAAGGGAGGUCUACGCACGAUUGCUAUACGACACCAACAUCUCAUCAGGAAUGUCAAGACAAUCGAUGGUUGUUACAGUCCAGUGCUAUUUAUACAUAUACUAGCUGCUACUUUUCAACUAUGUCUUGAAACUUUUCAAGUUUUUACAAUGAUAACAGACAAUGUAGAGAUAUCCCUUAUGAAAGCAGGUUUUCUCUUGUUUUAUGUCUUUGUAGUGUUGAUUGAGUUAUAUACUUAUUGCUAUUCGGCUGAAAGACUUAUAACGGAGAGCACCGGUAUAGCGUAUGGUGUGUACGAAUGCAAAUGGUACGAUCUACCGGUGAAAGAAGCAAAGGAUUUAAUGUUUAUCGUGUAUGGAUCUACAAUUCCGCUUAGAUUAACAGCUGGAAAAUUUGGAGUCUUUUCAAUAGAAAUGUUCGGAACAACGAUAAAAACAUCAAUGGGAUACGUAUCUGCGCUGCUGGCAAUAAAGGAUUAAAGAUAAUAAUAUUAAAAAUAAUAUCUCGAAUUAAAUGCGCAUAAUUGUUACUGUUUGCUUUCUAAUAAUUUAAA
Molecule: messenger RNA, 1265 nt
Organism: Nylanderia fulva
Lineage: Eukaryota; Metazoa; Arthropoda; Insecta; Hymenoptera; Formicidae
Product: odorant receptor 4-like
Biological process (GO): detection of chemical stimulus involved in sensory perception of smell; sensory perception of smell
Cellular component (GO): plasma membrane
Molecular function (GO): olfactory receptor activity; odorant binding
Source: RefSeq, a predicted model, not a curated record